Hemisphaericaspora subhashii is the source of this 1770-nucleotide messenger RNA. RefSeq lists its product as uncharacterized. The transcript has a single exon. Lineage: Eukaryota; Fungi; Ascomycota; Pichiomycetes; Serinales; Debaryomycetaceae. The record is from RefSeq and is a predicted model, not a curated record. The coding region runs from base 1 to 1770 and encodes 589 amino acids.
AUGUCCUCGAAAUCAUUACUUGAUCUCCCAUUGGGAAUUAGAUUAAAAAUUAUCCAUUACCUUCCCCAACAAGCCAUCAUUAAUCUUGCAUUGACAAAUUUUGAAUUUUACCACCCAUGUAUGAAACAACUCUAUCGUGAGAUAGCCAUCCAACCAGAUCCGCCAUUACGGAAUGAUAAUAGAUCCAGAGAGAGUGACUUUCAAGAUACUUCCAAGACAGUGAUUUAUGGAUUUCAGCACAAACGGGGAAAGAUUGUGAAAGCAGAAAUUCAAGAAAAGAUGAUUGUUGCCAGAUUGAAGGUUCUAGUGCAGAGUUUGAAGGUGAAUCAGGAAUUAAUCGGAUAUAUAGAAGAGAUAUACGUGCUUGGAGAUCAAUGUUCAAAGCAUGAGGAUAUUGCUGGGGUGUUGAAUGAAUUGAUUGGGGUAUUGGAGAAAUUGAAACGUUUUUAUGUUGGUGAUUACAGACUAAGAAAACAAUUGGAUAUGUCUUGUUUGAAGCUCGAAUCUGUUGUUGUUGACGAAGAAGAUUUGCAAUACGAUGAGCAUGUGGAAGAAUUAUUGAUUGGCCACAAUGAAACAUUGACUAAUUUGAACAAGUUUGCGCCUCAUUUGAAAUCAUUGAUUUUGCCUGAUGAUAGAAUUGAAUAUUGGAGCUGGAUGAAUCAUAAUUUACUAAGACAUAAAAUCCAUAUGCCCAAACUUGAAAGGAUUAAGAUUGUAUUUAGUAUAGAAGAAUGGGAAUUAAACUUACAGUUGAUCGAAUUGAUCAGCUGGGAAAAUAUAACCCAAUUAGAGUUGAUAAUAGGAUACAAAGAGAACGAAACAGAUUACGUGAUUGAUUUCUAUAAUUUAAUUCCCGAAUGUCCUAAGUUAAUCAAGCUUUCAAUUAUCCAAGGUGAUAUAUUUCCAACUCAUUCCGUAAAUGAAGUCUUCGAUUUGAACACCUUUAACUUUUUGACAAAUGUCUUAUCUACAUCACCCAAAUUGUCCUAUUUGUCUAUUAAACAUAAUACAUUACAAUUAGGAGACUUCCCUGAUGGAGUUGAAGGAAAUUAUUUCAGAAGAUGGGAAAUAUACAUGGUAAUCUUACCCAAAAUAAUCAACUCACAUAAACUCAUUGUAAUAUUACCAAACUUGUUGCAAUCAUUUGCAGGGUAUGAGCAGUACAUGAACCACAUCUUAUGGAAUGGAUGCAAGUGUUCUUAUUGUGAAAAAUGUCUUGGAAAACUAGACAAGUACUUAUUGUAUCACAAAUACUUCAAUUCGAAACUUGGAAAAUACAGAGACUUAAAUGCUUCUCAUUUAUUCACCACAAUAGCUUACCAAUUAAACCAACGGAUGGUACUGGAUGAAUUAUUGACACAAUUGAACCAUUUAGCCUUUCCAUUGAAAAAUAAACUUUGGGACUUCCAUUGGAAUACUAGUGGGAGACGUUUUAGAUGUUAUGAUAUCCAAACUAUAGAUCAAGAGGAGUAUGAUGACGACACAUAUGUUCCCCAAUCUGAGAUUGAAUGCAAAUUCGAUAAUUCAUUGUAUUCAUACGUGCCUUCAAGUAUGGCACAUUAUGUAGAUGGAUUAGUUCAGAAACUAAUAAACUUGAACAGAGGAAAUGCUGAGGCUGAUCAAGAUGAAGAAUUAGUGGACGGUGGUGAUGUGGCAUUUAGAUUAAAUAUUCAUAAAUUAAUUAUCAAUGGAUUCAGUUACACUCUUGAUAAAGAAAUUAAUGGUACCCACUUUUACGAGAAUGUUUACGAUCGGUUGAUUACUUAA